Epinephelus moara (kelp grouper) is the source of this 2559-nucleotide messenger RNA. RefSeq names its product coagulation factor XI-like. Bases 1738 to 2559 code for a protein of 273 amino acids. Gene Ontology annotation, molecular function: protein binding. Lineage: Eukaryota; Metazoa; Chordata; Actinopteri; Perciformes; Serranidae. Gene Ontology annotation, biological process: proteolysis. Gene Ontology annotation, cellular component: extracellular region. The record is from RefSeq and is a predicted model, not a curated record. The transcript is spliced from 6 exons.
CUUCUACUUCCACUCCCUCUGGACAGCCCAAUGUUUGGCCUAUUAGACAUUUGUGUAAAAUUGUGCCAUAAUCAGUCAAUGGACCUUGAUCUUUGACCUACAACCACCAAAUUCUAAUCAAUUCACUCUUGAGUUCAAGUGGACAUUUGUGCCAAAAUUAAAGAAAUUCACUUGAGGUGUUCUUGAGAUACUCUGUUCACAAGAAUGAGACAGAUGCAAGGUUACAGUGACCUUUGACCACUACAAUCUAAUCAGUUCAUUGUCAAGUGGACAACUGUGCCAAAUUUGAAGCAAUUCCCACAACGCCUUGUUAAAAUCUCACAAGAAUGGGAUGGAUGGACAUACGUACAGAUGGGUGGGGAGACUAAAGUUGCCAAGCAGAAGACUGGUGGAGUCCUGUCUGUUUAAGAGUGUAAUACAUAAACAGAAAUGUAAUUUAUUUUGGGGUUUUCUUUAUCUCUUUCUAUGCUAUCAAAGCGCAUUUUUAUACAAGUACAUUUACCUGAAUGAAAUGUCUUUAAAGUGACAGUACUUUUCAAUUGAGUGUAUUCCAGUACUCUGAAAAUGUUUUCAAUAUUCAUGACUACGAUUUUAUUGAUACCAAUGCCAUUAUCAAUUCUGCUUAACGGUGUGAGUCUCCAUCGGUUCCCUCAUUGAUUCCUGAUCAAUUUUUUGUGUGGAAAAAAAGUGGGCCUACACAUCUCUGAGCCUAAACACACUCAUUUCCCCUACCUGUGCAGCAAGCGUGAGUAGGAGAGCCGAUGGGUGAUUCAAGUAACCUGAGAACGAGCUGUAACAACAGUCUGUCUGUCAUUGUAUACAAUGGAUGAAAUAAGAUAAUAUUUGUACAGUUUUCUCAGUCAGAAAUAGCCCUCGAAGCCUGCGUACACGGCAGUGAUGUUAUUAAAACAGGAUAUUUGUUUAUACUCGCGCAUUAGGCUAAGGCUAGCUAGCCUACAGUCCGUUGCAAUGGAUCGUUUUGUGAUCAAGAAAAAGUGGUAUGAGGAUUACAAAUGGCUGGAAUAUUCAUAUUAAUAAUGCAUAUGGAAUAAAUGCACUUGCUGUCGCAUUUUGGAUGUAUUGUCUAGUUAUUGGCAGGCACAUGGGUGCUGUCCGGUGCUGAAUCUGUCACCUUUGCACGUGAAACAUUUUUGCCAUUGCCUUGUGGUCACUUGUAUUAGGCUUAACUAUUUUGUUGGACAUUCUUUGGCCAAAUUCAGUUAAAACCACUUUUAUAUCCAACAUGCUUGUGCUGUGUAUCAUAGCUGCUUUUAUUGAAAAAACAAGAACCUCCUUAUAAAGUAACUGAAGUCAUGAAAAUCAAUUAUUUUCUUAGCACCCCCACGUAUCGGUCAAGCUCCCCCUUAGCCCCGGGAGAGAAAAAAUCCUGGUGCCAUGCCUGGUUCAUUGGUAUUGUCCAACAAAUGAUGGACAUGACUUUGCAGAAUUAUCAGCUAUGCUCUGCUCUCCUGCAUGCUUGUUCAGUAAUAGAGACAGUUGCUGUUCUAGCUAGGUUUGGGUCUGUGUAUUUUUCUUGGUCAUUACACAUCAGGUCACCUGUGCAGUGGUUACUGCCAAACAAUGGCUGAAGGUGUCAACAAUCAGUCAUGCAAAUCGAUCAAACGUAUAAAUGUGUCAGUUGCAAUGUUGUCUUUCAGGCAACUCCUGCAGUUGCCGAGGAAGCUCUUUGACUGCAGUUGUGAUUGAAGAAUCUUUACUGGCUUCAGAACUGAAAGGAUGGGAACACUUUUGGUUGCGGUGGGUCUGCUCUGCCUCUGUGGGGUCUCCAUGAGUUACGAUUCAUAUAGACAAGCGCUCCUGAGGGAUGUGGAUUUCCCAGGAUCAGACAUCAAACAUGUCACCUCUCCUGAUGCUGAGCACUGUCAGCUGCUUUGCACCCAGCACCCUACCUGUCGCUUCUUUACUUUUCUUCGUCCAGACUGGACCAGAGAUAACAGGCAGUUCUUCUGCUACCUCAAGGCCUCUCCCUCUGGACAGCCCAGAGUUCAGAAUGCACUGCACGGUCACACCUCUGGCUUUUCUCUGAAACCCUGCAACCCAGACCCAAAGCCCUGUCUGCAUGGGGUGUAUCAUCAUGUGGACUUCCCUGGGGCAGACUUCCGGACCUUGUUCACAGCAAACUAUGAGGAGUGUCAGAGAGAAUGCACACAUGAUCCUGCCUGUCAGUUUUUUACUUUUAUCAAAGGGAACUACCGAGAUGAAAGGACCAGGUACAAGUGCUACCUCAAAUUCAGCUGGACAGUGCCAAGGACACUUACGGUGUUGGUAAAGGCUGGUAUAGUAUCUGGAUUCUCCCAUAACCUACCAAUCAAUAGUGGGCACUAUACCACAGGUAAUCUAACACUCCUACCAAAGGUAGUAUUGAUUGGAGCAACAACCAGUGCGGGUUGUUGUCAUGCAUGCUUUCUCAUUGGACUGCUUGUUUUAUACAGCAUUCGCCUCUGCUACCACAAGAGAGUCAUCAUCUUACCUGCUCCUUCAAGAGUUAUCAAGUUGGCCAAUGUCGUGUCUGGCUUCUCCCUGAAGAACUGUCCCUAA